CAUUUGGACGAUAUUCUUAAAUCAAGCAAGCAAGAAUUCAAAAUGUCUAGAGAGGAUUUAUGGAAGCCUACCGUAGGUCGACGGACGACGGUAAUCUAUAGGACCACGGCUGGAGCUGCUCCAAGUAAAACAAGCAGUGUUUUUACUCAAAUACAACCUCAAGCUGUAAGUGGUGCCUAUGCCGCAAUGUCAACGGCGGGCGUUGAUAGCGUUCUCACUACUAGAGAAAAGGAAAAGAGAGAGAUGCAGGAUUUAAAUGAAAGAUUUGCAUCCUACAUAGAAAAGGUACGAUUUUUGGAAGCUCAAAAUCGAAAAUUGGCCCAAGAGCUGGAGAGUCUAAAGCAAAAAUGGGGUAAGGAAACUGCCGCCAUAAAGAGUAUGUACCAAGCAGAAUUGGACGAAGCGAGAAAGAUAUUAGACGAAACUGAAAAGGAAAAAGCUAAAUUGGAACUUAAGUGUGCAAAUUUGGAGGAGCAAUUGGAUGAUUUGCGUAAAAAGUGCCAGGACUAUGAAAAACAGAGGUUGGCCGAUAGAGACAGAAUUGAAAGGCUCAACCAGCAGUUGGCCGACUUUGAGAGUGAAUUAAACCUACUUAGAAGAAGAGUUGAUUCUACUCAGGGCGAUCGGGAUAAGGACAAGAAAGAGAUCGAACGCUUGACCGACGCUCUUAACAGGACAAGGAUUGACCUUGACUCUGAAACUUUGAAACACAUCGAUGCGGAAAAUAGACGACAAACCCUUGAGGAAGAGAUUGAAUUCAUGAAGCAGGUUCAUGAAGAAGAGAUGAAAGAGUUGGCGGCGAUGGCCUACCGCGACACUACUGCCGAAAAUAGAGAAUUCUGGAAGAAUGAGAUGGCGCAAUGCUUAAGAGAGAUCCAAUUGACUUACGAUGAAAAAUUGGACGCUUUAAGAUCUGAGUUGGAGGCCUACUACAACUUGAAGAUGCAAGAGUUUCGAACUGGAGCGGCCAAGCAGAACCAAGAGACCCAACAUGCAAAGGACGAGGCAAAGAGGCUAAAGCAGCAGUUGGCCGAUCUAAGAGCUAAACUUGGAGAUCUAGAAGCGAAAAAUACAAUGCUAGAGAAGGAGAUGGAUAUUCUAAGAAGGGAAUACGACGAAAAAGAAAGAGAGCUUAUGAUGGAAAAUGAUGAAUUAAAACAAGAUGUAGCUAAACUUAAGGCAGAGAUGGAAGCUAUCUUGAAAGAACUUCAGAACAUAAUGAAUACCAAAUUAGGGUUGGAGUUGGAGAUCGUUGCCUAUAGAAAGUUAUUAGAAGGGGAAGAAAGGAAUGGUAUCCCUUUAUCAGAUUCCUUCAAAGUCAACCAAAUUACUCGCGGUGAAAUGUCCGCUAAAACCACCUAUCAAAGGUCAGCGAAAGGGCCUCUGACAAUAUCAGAUUGUUCGUCCGACGGGCGAUAUAUAACAUUAGAAAACACCGGAAAGAAAUUAGAAGAGUUAACGGGAUGGCGUUUAGUACGGAAUAUCGAUAAUGAUCCUAAGAAACGUAUCGAAUAUACCUUCUCGAGUUUAUCACUCCGACCUGGGCAAAGGAUCAAGUUAUGGGCCGGCAUAAAGGGAGCGGGAGCAGGUCCUAAUGAUGUUGAAACUGGUCUAGGAUCGUUUGGAAUUGGAUCAAAUGUUGUAACCAAGCUUAUUAAUAGCCUUGGAGAAGAUAGGGCCACUCACGUACAGAAGACUGUUUACUCUUCCUAA
Messenger RNA from Dimorphilus gyrociliatus, 1713 nucleotides. The record is from the annotation of a GenBank genome assembly. NCBI's taxonomy places the organism in Eukaryota, Metazoa, Annelida, Polychaeta, Dinophilidae.